Melitaea cinxia (Glanville fritillary) is the source of this 1333-nucleotide messenger RNA. RefSeq names its product lipase 1-like. The coding region runs from base 1 to 1179 and encodes 392 amino acids. Gene Ontology annotation, molecular function: hydrolase activity, acting on ester bonds. The record is from RefSeq and is a predicted model, not a curated record. The transcript has 2 exons. NCBI's taxonomy places the organism in Eukaryota, Metazoa, Arthropoda, Insecta, Lepidoptera, Nymphalidae.
AUGGCUGAGCUUCAAAUCGAGUACGGUAAAGUGAGUUGUAAAAAUUUAGGAAACGGAUACUCAGAAAAUAAUUCUGAUGUGUUAUUGAAUUCAUUACAGUUGAUUCAAAAAUAUAAUUAUUCUGCUGAAGAGCAUAUCGUAGUUACUAAAAAUGGAUACCAAUUAAAAACAUUUCGUUUACCGAACAAAGGACCUCCAGUUUUGUUAGUUCACGGAAUUGGUGACAGUUCUGACUCUUGGUUAGUGCUCGGACCGCAAUAUUCUUUAGCCUAUCUUUUAGCAGAUGCUGGAUUCGACGUGUGGCUUUUCAAUGCUAGAGGUAACAGAUACAGCAAAAAACACACAGGAAAACCGAGUCGAAAAUCAUACUGGAAUUUCAGUUACGAGGAGAUCGGUUCUGAAGAUGUACCUGCUACUAUAGAUUAUAUACUUUCAACAACAAGACACUCAAAACUAACGUAUAUUGGGUUUUCUCAAGGGACAACAGUAUUUUUCGUGAUGUGUAGUUUGUUACCUGAAUAUAAUUCAGUGAUUAACCAUGCUAUAUUAUUGGCGCCAGUAGCGUGGAUGAAAUAUAUAAAGUACCCUUUGAUUGACUUUUUUUCUCAAAAUUUAAAUAACUUGAUAUCAUUAGAUACAAAACUGAAGGUGUACGAAGUUUUCCCUUUUAACAUAAAUUUGAAUAUCUACCACUCUUUAGUGUGUAACGUACAUUCUCCGUUUAAAUUAUUAUGUGAAUUGGAAUUAUUCGUAAAUUUUGGACUAAAAACGUUUACAAAUUUAUUACCUGACCGUUUGCCAAUUAUAAUGAGUCACAUACCCGUCGGUACAUCGUCGAAAACAUUUUUUCAUUUUAUUCAGGGGUAUGGAACAAAAAGGUUCCAGAGAUUCGAUUAUGGAAUAGAAAAAAACCAAAAGGUUUACGCAUCGUCGUUGCCUCCUGAAUAUGAUGUAUCUUUAAUAACAGCACCAAUGACUUUAGUUGUAAGUGAAGAAGACUGGUUCAGUGAUACCAACGAUGUAGAAAUAUUAAGAAGUAGGCUUAAAACUGUAGAUAAGUAUGUUGUUAUUAAUAAAUCUUUACAGUUCACACACCUUGAAUUUGUGUAUGGUUCUCGUGUGAAUACAAUUAUUAACAAGCCAGUGAUAAAUAUUUUAAAAACUUUAACGAGUAGGUAAUAUUGUUCUUACUAUUACUUAAAAUUAAUGGAGCCUUGUACUUAGGUAGGUACCCAAAUUAUUUGUAGUAUUUUACCAUUAGUAGUAAGAAUACGUAGUAAGACUGAUUUUAAUUUAAAUAGUUUGAUUAUUGAAUUAUUUUAAUAAAAUUUUG